Messenger RNA from Ziziphus jujuba (common jujube), 2045 nucleotides. Its product is annotated as aldehyde dehydrogenase family 3 member H1. Gene Ontology annotation, molecular function: aldehyde dehydrogenase (NAD+) activity. The transcript has 12 exons. The record is from RefSeq and is a predicted model, not a curated record. Gene Ontology annotation, biological process: aldehyde metabolic process. NCBI's taxonomy places the organism in Eukaryota, Viridiplantae, Streptophyta, Magnoliopsida, Rosales, Rhamnaceae. Gene Ontology annotation, cellular component: cytoplasm. Bases 224 to 1864 code for a protein of 546 amino acids.
CUCACCCACUUAUUUGCUCUCUUUUUGGCCGUGAACAUGGUUUUCAAUGCAAAUUAUGUUCAAAUAUUGCUUUCAAACAACUUAUAUUUUAUAUAUCUUUAUAUAUACAACACAAAAAAAGAAACAUAUAGAAAUUAUUUCUCAACGACCUGGAAUUGCAUUAACUAAACUUGCUUUUUGUUGUCCUUAAUCUGUCACUCUCUACCUCCUCUGUUUUUCCGUCAUGAAAGGCCUCUGCAUUAACCCUUUUAACAAUUCCAGUGUCUUGGGUGGUAGCAAAAAUGGUAUUGUCAUCACUAACUCAUUUCACAAAAACAACUAUCCAACCCAUCGAUCUUUCCCCAAGAUUGUCUUCUCGUCAAGCUCCUUCAAAAUUAGUUGCUCUGCAACUCUUUCGGUAGUUGGGGAAGUGGAAGAGAAGAAAACAUUCGAUUCAGAUGAAGCAACAUUGUUGUUAAAAGAUCUACAGAAAGUUUUUAGAUCUGGAAGAACAAAGAGCUAUGAAUGGAGAAUUUCACAGCUAAAUAGUAUACUCAAAAUGCUUAAAGAAAAAGAAAAAGAUAUUACUGACGCUAUAUACAAAGACCUUUCAAAGCCUCAACUUGAAUCCUUUGUUUCUGAGAUUUCUACUGCAAAAGCCUCAUGCAAACAUGCACUUGAAGAACUGAGUAGUUGGAUGGAACCAGAAAAGGUCCAAACUGCAAUUACAACAUAUCCAUCAUCAGCAGAGAUUGUAUCAGAACCUCUAGGAGUGGUUCUGGUCAUAUCAACAUGGAACUUUCCUUUCUUGUUAUCUAUAGAUCCAGUAAUUGGAGCAAUAUCAGCAGGGAAUGCAGUGGUACUAAAACCAUCAGAACUUGCACCAGCCACAUCAAGCUUGCUUGCAAAACUGUUAGAAGAAUACUUGGAUAACUCUGCCAUCAGAGUUGUUGAAGGAGCUAUUCCUGAAACUACUGCACUUUUGGAGCAAAACUGGGAUAAAAUUCUAUACACAGGGAGUGCAAAAGUAGCUCGUAUUGUGAUGGCUGCUGCUGCAAAGCACCUUACACCAGUAGUUCUUGAGCUUGGUGGGAAGUGCCCUGCUGUUGUCGAUUCUGAUAUCAACUUGAAGGUUGCUGCGAGGAGAUUAAUAGCAGGAAAGUGGGCAUUGAAUAAUGGGCAAGCUUGUAUUGCUGUCGAUUAUAUAAUUACAACUAAAGAAUUUGCUCCAAAGUUGAUAGAUGCUCUGAAGAAUGAAAUAAAGAAGUGUUUCGGGGAAAAUCUAAUUGAAUCCAAAGACAAAUCUCGUAUAAUUAGCCCAUCUCAUUUUGCACGUUUGGUGAAACUCAUAGAUGAAGAUAAAGUCUCAAAAAAGAUUGUCUUUGGAGGUGAAAGGGAUGAGAACCAGCUACAGAUAGCACCAACUAUAUUAUUGAAUGUUCCCGAGGACUCUGAUCUAAUGAAAGAGGAGAUAUUUGGGCCAAUUCUGCCUAUUCUCACGGUGGAGAAGAUAGAAGAUAGUUUUGAUAUAAUAAAUUCAAAGCCAAAGCCUCUUGUAGCAUAUCUUUUCACUAACAAUGAUCAACUGAAGAAGAACUUCGUGCAGAAUAUAUCUUCAGGAGGGAUGCUCGUGAACGAUGUCGUUCUACAUCUUACAGUAAAAGGCUUACCAUUUGGAGGAGUUGGCGAAAGUGGGAUGGGUUCAUAUCAUGGGAAAUUCUCAUUUGAUGCAUUCAGCCACCAGAAGGCAGUUAUGUAUAGAAGUUUUGAUGGGGAUGCUUCCCUAAGAUAUCCACCGUACACUCCUGAAAAAGAAAAAUUAUUGAAGGUUCUCAUUAGUGGUAACCUUUACAAGAUUUUCCUUACCUUAAUUGGUAUGGUUUAAACUUUCUUAGACAGUAUUUACCCAAAAAAAAAAAAAAAAAAAAAAAACUUUCUUAGACAGUGUAGGGAUUAAGCUUUCAACUUGAGUUCCGAAUGUAUUAGAUAGUAUAUUAUAUUAAAUGUAAUGUAUCAAGUUUCAUUCCCUAUAAUUAUUUUAAAUGGUAGUUUAUUUUCAGUUAAAA